Messenger RNA from Tripterygium wilfordii, 1184 nucleotides. RefSeq names its product nifU-like protein 4, mitochondrial. The record is from RefSeq and is a predicted model, not a curated record. Gene Ontology annotation, cellular component: mitochondrion. Gene Ontology annotation, biological process: iron-sulfur cluster assembly. The transcript has 6 exons. The coding region runs from base 38 to 868 and encodes 276 amino acids. Gene Ontology annotation, molecular function: iron-sulfur cluster binding; iron ion binding. NCBI's taxonomy places the organism in Eukaryota, Viridiplantae, Streptophyta, Magnoliopsida, Celastrales, Celastraceae.
CAAGGGGACGAUUUGCAAUAAGAAGACCAAGGCAGCGAUGAGAGGGGCUACGAGGUUGUUGGGUCGAGCUCUUCGUCUCCGACUCCAACAAGACUGCAAUCGUUCUCUAUAUCUAUAUCGCCGUUCCAUUUGUGCUUCUUCAAUAUCACCCAAUUCUCAUCGCCGACACACGACUACUGGUGUCUUUGAUUUGAGGUGCUUGUUAAGAUCGUCUUUGAACCCUCAGCCAUGGAUCAAUUUCGGAGGGCAGAGGAGAACUAUGUUCAUUCAAACCCAAUCCACACCAAAUCCCUCAUCACUUAUGUUCUAUCCGGGAAAGCCUGUCAUGGAAGUUGGCAGUGCUGAUUUUCCAAAUUCUCGUUCAGCCAUGAAUUCUCCUUUGGCCAGGGCUCUCUAUGGAAUUGAUGGUGUCACUCGAGUCUUCUUUGGAUUGGAUUUUGUAACUAUAACAAAGUCUGAUGAUGCUUCUUGGGAUCUUCUCAAGCCUGAAGCUUUUGCAGCAAUUAUGGACUUCUAUUCUUCUGGGCAGCCACUUUUCCUUGACUCAGAGUCAGCUGCAGCCAAGGACACAGCAAUUCUGGAAGAUGACUCAGAAAUUGUUGCAAUGAUAAAAGAACUGUUGGAGACUCGGAUUCGACCUGCAGUACAAGAUGAUGGUGGGGAUAUUGAGUAUCGGGGAUUUGACGAAGAAAGUGGAAUAGUCAAAUUGAAAAUGCAAGGAGCUUGCAGUGGCUGUCCGAGCUCAUCUGUCACUUUGAAAUCCGGCAUUGAAAAUAUGCUCAUGCAUUAUGUACCCGAGGUCAAAGGUGUGGAGCAAGAGUUAGAUGCCGAGGAUGAGGACACAGCAUUAGCUGGCCAGAUGGAGUAGUUGAAAAGUUUUCACCGCUUGAUUGUGAGUCAUUUAUCGAGAAGGCAUAGUUGAGUUGGCUCGGAAUUGACGUUUGCAGGCUCUCCUGUACAGUAGCAGCACAAAAUGCCUGAUAUAUGUUUUAUAGUUAUUGGUAGAUGACUAGAUUGAAUAAGUAUGCAUGUUUGUUUAGCUGUACAAUGUUGAAUAAAUCACAGGAAAUGUGGCUCUAAUCCUCUUUACGAACUUUCUGUCCUCUGUUGGAGAAUGGUCUGAAUAUACAGUACUAAUCAAUUUUGUUGAGUAUAUGAUCAGAUGAGUAAGUUUUGGUGUGUUU